AUGGCGCGCGGGGCUUCGGAGGCGCGGGACGACGGCGCGCGCGAUCGCGGGAAGGGGGCACGGCGCGCACGAGGGUGGGACGACGACGCGGGCGCGCGGUCGAGGUCGAGGUCGAGGUCGAGGUCGGUGGACGGGCGAUGGGGCGAUGGAGGGGGGCGAAAGCGGUCGGCGUCGCGGUCGGCGUCGCCGGAGGGGCGUCGCGGACGCGGCGGACGAGAGACGCGGGGACGGGACGGGCGAUCGAGGUCGAGAUCGAUAUCGCCGCGCGGUCGCGGCGAUGAUUGGAAGCGUCGGCGGCGAGAGGUGCCGCCGCCGCCGCGCGAGCGAGGGGAGAUUCCGCCGCCGCCGCGCGAGCGAGGGGAGAUUCCGCCGCCGCCGCGCGAGCGAGGGGAGAUUCCGCCGCCGCCGCCGAGCGAGGGCUUUGGACGAACGGUCGAGGUCCCGCCACCGCCCCCGUCGUCGUCCGACCUCGCCGGGGCUUCGAACGAGGACGAGGACGAGGCGGCGAUGAUGAUGCGCCUGAUGGGUUUCGGCGGUUUCGCCACGACGCGAGGCAAACACGUCGAGGACGAAUUCGCAAACGCCUCUGCGGUGCAAAAGAAAACCAAGCGCCAGGCGCGACAGUACAUGAAUCGUAAGGGUGGUUUCAACCGCCCGCUCCCCGCCGAGAUCACGGGACAGCGGCAAAAUUUAACUUGA
Ostreococcus tauri is the source of this 699-nucleotide messenger RNA. Its product is annotated as Domain of unknown function DUF1777. Gene Ontology annotation, biological process: RNA splicing. NCBI's taxonomy places the organism in Eukaryota, Viridiplantae, Chlorophyta, Mamiellophyceae, Mamiellales, Bathycoccaceae. The record is from RefSeq and is a predicted model, not a curated record. Gene Ontology annotation, cellular component: precatalytic spliceosome. Bases 1 to 699 code for a protein of 232 amino acids. The transcript has a single exon.